This is a messenger RNA of Varroa destructor (honeybee mite), 4348 nucleotides long. It is a transcript of the gene gbb, whose product is annotated as TGF-beta family member glass bottom boat. The record is from RefSeq and is a predicted model, not a curated record. Lineage: Eukaryota; Metazoa; Arthropoda; Arachnida; Mesostigmata; Varroidae. Gene Ontology annotation, molecular function: cytokine activity; growth factor activity. Gene Ontology annotation, cellular component: extracellular region.
UAAGAAGCCCAUAUAGACUUGUAGCGGCCCGCAGAACCAUCAGUCUCGCUUGCUACUGAUUACAAGCUCCUCUGAACUGAUGACGACUAGAGAAGACUGAAGUCAGUAAGCAAAUUCGUAGGAACACGACCGGCAACGUUGAGCCAGCUUCUGUUCUUCGGCCAUUGUUUGUUCGUCCUAUUGUGCCCCUUGUUAAUCUCCUUAUCUUCUUGUCUUCAGCGAACCUCCUCGUCUUUUAUGAGCGUCUACCAUUGUAGAAUAGCCGAUAGACUGACGAUUGCUGGCCCCCUUCAAGUGUCUUUAUCCCGCCGGAUAUCUGAUUCGCAUCCGAAAGGCUCCGUCUUCAUGGUCCAGACGUUGUAUAAGCUGGUCUCGGCACGAUCAGCAAGGCAGUUCAUGCAGUCGCUCAGACUGGUUCGUUACCUGGUGGCGACACAGACGGCCGGGCUGAUGCCGCCCAGAUCUACCCUUUCUUCGACACGGUUCCCGGCGGAUCUGCCUUCAAAGCGUGUCUGCCAGCCCGCGUAGUCGGUGACCGAACAAAGAAGCGAGAUAUUUUCAAGAGAGAAAGACGCAGUCUUCAACUUGCCUCCUCGGUUUUCUAGCAGCAACCUCUCUCCAGCCCUUAUUUGUGUCUAUGUCUAUACGCACAGAGGUAGCCUACCAGUCGUAGGUAAUGCUCCCGAUCUGAACUAGCAGUAGUUAUUCAGUAAUAAUCAGUUCUUAUACUAGUUAGAGCCGCAGCCACGUAGGUAGUACCUAAUAAAUAAGAAGCCAAAGUCAUCUCGUUGAGCUGUUCAGCGACAAAGUGCGCAGAGUCUUGACACCGCCUCGCAGAUUCGUCGCUCACUGAGAUCUCCUUUCGUUUCUCGUUAACAGCAUCCGCAUCGUUGUUAUCAUCAUCAACAGCACUGCCUCUAUAGGCGGCAGCGCAGGUUAUUUCUUGCCGUAUUUUUCUUCGUCUCCUCUCGGUCCUGGAGGGCGGCUCUAGAGGCCAUCGUCGCAAUGAUCGUAACAGCGAUCCGAGCGCCUUCUGGCGACUAUCGCCACCAACAACAGUACAUUUCAGCAAGCACACUUCGUGCUAAUGCGUAUCGGCCUGACGUUAGUCUCUUCUAGAUCUCGCUGCUGUUCAUGCCGCCAGCUAGGUCUCGCCUGCGAGAGGACUGCUGCUGCUGCCGCUACCGCCGCCGCUGCCGCUGCCGCCGCCGCCGCUGCCGCUGCCGCCGCCGCCGUGACCAGUCGCGCUAAAGAAACGUCUGGAGAAGGCGAAGAGGACGAUUCAACCGCCCAAGUGAACCGAUUCGUUGCCCCGUUGCCUACCGAUCAUAGCGCGGCCAUCCGAUCAGCAAUCGAUGUUGCUGUUUCCAUUCGCGCUGGUUGUCCUGCCCGUAUAGUGGAGCAUAGUCUCGGUUACUACAACGACGGGACGAUCGUGUCGAGAAGUUGUGCAUUGACUGUUGAUCGUGAUGACCCUGUUAGCAAUCAUUUAGGAACCUUUCUUGCACCUUUAUUCACGUCUACGUGUGUAUGUUUGCGUCUGUGGUAAUUUUGUCUUCCCUGGUUCGAGUUAGCGGAGAGAAGUGUGACGGUAUUCUAAUAUCGGCGUACUAAAAGGCCACCACAGACUGACACAUUGACGUUGAGAUUACCUACUGCUUAGGCCUUCGAUUUGACAAUUUGUAUCUGGCUAGGUAGCCAUGUUAGUAUCAUGCCAAUCGAAACGUGAAGGGCCUACCGAAGUGUGAUGAUAGUAUCUUAAGAAACGUGGCUCAGCCUGUAUCGUUUCUCGUUUUAGCAACGCGAACAAACGCGUGUCCCGAAAACAGUGGCGUCUUUUUCCUGCUUGCACUGAGUGUGCGCGCGAGCGUAAGCCCAUCAUCUCCUUUCGAAUUCUGUCCGUAUCUAGGCUUAGUUGCAUAGUACUAUUCCAGGUGCAACACCUCGCCCGCAAGACGUACGCGAUACGCUCCUGUGAAAGAGAGUACGUGACUAGAGAUUACUGUGCUUACUGUUGAGGUGGGGGGGGGGUUGUCUGUCUGGUUGACUUCUUCCGUUAUCUUGCGAUCAGCGAACUAUGACGAAGGGUCAGCUCCAUUUUUGAAUUGUCGACUGCAUCUUUGCCGCUGAACGCAACUUGGCCAUUACCAUCACCAGCGUUACCUUUUCUUCCGGAACAGUUUGCGACGUCGACAAUCGAGGAUACCGACUAAAUAUGGCGGUAACCUACGCGAAAAUCCUUUCGCUUGUUGCGGUGACUGCGGCAGUCCAGGCCGGAUUCUACGCUGAUAAUGGCCUCGAUCGAACUAUUUCGUACCGCAGCUUGCCGAAACAGGAGAAACGUGAAAUGGAAAAUGAAAUUCUGAAUCUUCUCGGUCUUGAUCGUCGGCCAAAGCCAAAAAUCCAUCAAACGUCAAACUCGGCUCCGAAAUAUCUGAUCGACCUGUACAAUCAGGUCGAUCUAGAAGCUGAAGAAAAAAAUGCGUCCUUUCGCGAUGUCGAUUUCGUCAUCAGCUUUGUCAACCAUCACAAUAAUCUCGAAGAUGAACAGAGUAUCGAACCCAAGUUGCGCUUCGAUGUUAGUGAUAUUUCGCCGCAGGAAACCGUAAUGCACGCUGCACUCAACCUUUAUCGAAGAAACACCCGAUCUGCCCAAGCCCAACCCGAAGCUGAGCAAGAUACUUCAGAGGACGCUCAACCAUCAUCCGCUUACAUGAGAUCACCCCAAAUUGUUCCGGCAGAAAGCGUCCACGCUAUUCUCCAGGAAAAACAGAGCGAAGAGUCAAUCGCGAGUAGUUUACCUACUCCGGUUAAAAGCACAACUUCUUCGACUACAGCAUCAACCAGCCUGGUAACGCCUAUCCAUGAUCAAAACACAGUUGAAUCAACAAUUCGUAAUAAGAAAACGUCUACAUCCAGCACUAGCAUUAAAACACCCCAUUUUCCUAGUACUACCAGCAGUUCUGUCACGACAACGACCGGUUCUAGCAUUGCAGAGUCACCACAGAACGGACCUGUCUCAACAUCAGAAGCAACGCAGGCCAAGUUGAGGCAUCGCCGAAUGGUAUCCCCAUCGUUGGACUAUCCGGACGGGUUUGCGUUCUUCGACCAGCCCUUUGAAAUUCAGGUGUUUUGCAUGAGACAUGGCAACUCGAUCGGAGAUAUUGCACUCGAACCAGUUACCAAUUACACCGUGGCUACCAACGAAACUGGAUGGAUCCAGCUGAAUGCAACAAACCCACUUCUCAAUUGGGUGGCCUUUCCCGGAGAAAACUUUGGUCUUGUGGUCCGUCUGAUCGAUCCGGAGUCCGGCGUGCAGCUUUCGCCUGCUCAGGCAGGACUCGUCCUGGGUGCUACAGGGGAAUUUGCCCCGUUCAUGGCCGCUUUCAUGAAGGAGGGGUCUGGUGGCAGACGUCGUUCUACCCGAGCGUCAGAAAAAAGCCGUCGGGGCCGCCAGCCAGCCAGCUCUAUCAAUGACGACGUUCCGUCAUAUGAAAUCAGGCAUCACUUUUCACGUCGGAAUUCGUGCCAGAAACGGACCCUUUACGUGUCGUUCCGUGAUCUCGGUUGGCAAGACUGGAUCAUUGCCCCCGAUGGGUAUUCAGCAUUUUACUGUGACGGCGAAUGCUCAUUUCCGCUCAACAUGAAUGCCACGAACCACGCAAUCGUUCAAACGCUCGUACAUCUUGUGAGUCCGAGUCACGCUCCAACUGCGUGUUGUGCGCCUACGAAACUCUCGCCAAUCAUGGUUCUCUAUUUUGACGAUAACUCUAACGUCAUACUGAAGAAGUACAGAAACAUGGUUGUUAGAUCUUGUGGCUGCCAUUAAUAUUGAGUACUGCUUUGCGUUCUCUUCCGUGCGAAACCCUGAAGGCUUUUACGUGGGGUAAGUCGGAGUCGCGGCUAAACUAGUAGCAAAGGAACCUACUAGAAUAUGAAGCUUGUGCAACAGACUAGAAAUAAUAUGAGAAACUAUAGCACCGAAAACAACUGUUAUAAUAUUGUGUAAAUGGUAGCAAUAUACGCGAGCUCGGCAUCUGUACAGUUUUACAAGAAUCGCUUGUAAAUAAUGGAAGCGAAUUGCCGUGCCAGGACAAGUACAAAGCUAGGCUACAGCGGUGCUUUGGGCUCGUCGAAAGGUAGUCCUCACCUAUUAUACAUAAAUACAAUAUAACUAUAUAACAAACGAUUAUUAUAUGCUGUAUUUGUAAGAAUUUUCAUUGUAAUUGACAGAUUGGUUUCUGUAUACAACUCAAUUCAUAUAUAUUGUUUAUUUAGCUGGAAUAUUUAUUUGUAAAUAAAUGUGUGUGUUAUUCGAUCAGCCCAAAACGGUUCACAUAUAUAUAUA